AUGCGGGACGAGUGUAUACGCACACGAGCCGAAGCUUCCGAGCAGCAGCAUAUCAUGGCCGUUAAUGUACGGAGUCUUGAGCAAACCACUUGCAAUUUCCCCUCUAACUCAUUCGAGGUUCGAACCUUGACAGAUGUCAACAUCAAAGCACUUAAAACCAAUAAGCACGACGGAGGUGGAAAUUAG
This is a messenger RNA of Penicillium atrosanguineum, 186 nucleotides long. RefSeq lists its product as uncharacterized. The transcript has a single exon. Bases 1 to 186 code for a protein of 61 amino acids. The record is from RefSeq and is a predicted model, not a curated record. NCBI's taxonomy places the organism in Eukaryota, Fungi, Ascomycota, Eurotiomycetes, Eurotiales, Aspergillaceae.